GCCGACCCAAAACCAAACCCAAACCGCACCAUUCCUUUUCCCUCCUCACUUUGUUUGUCGUAUCCUACCAAUUAAAUCCUCAACCACGGAAUUGGAUUAGAUUUCUUAUCCUCUCUCAAUUUCACUCUCAAUUCUCUAUCUAAUCAAAAAUGGCGAACGAACUGCCUCCUCUGUUCUUCCACAACUCCCCUCCGCUCUCAGAUUUCCAGCACUAACUCUACAGUCUACAAUUUCCCGCCUCCAUGGAUUCCCUUUCCAUCAGCCAACCCCUUUCCCGACUCAAGCUCUCCCCAAAAUGCCCUCUCCUCCCCAACCAUUCCAAUCCCCUGUUUCUUCCCCACCACCAAACCCAAAAAGCUCGCACCUUUACCCUCUCCGCCGUCCAAGACCAGGAAACCCAGCAGCCAAUCCAAGGCGGCGGCGGAGGGGACGACUACGGCGAGGUCGACAAGAUAAUCGGAAGCAGAGCCCUCGAAGGCGGCGCCGGGAUGGAGUACCUAAUCCAAUGGAAAGACGGCCACGAACCCUCCUGGCUCCUCUCCGACUACAUCGCUAAGGACGUCGUCGCCGAGUACGAAUCCCCCUGGUGGACAGCCGCCAAGAAGGCCGACGCUUCCGCCCUCCAAUCCAUCCUCGAAUCGGAACUCGGCGACGCCCGGGACGUCGACGCCGUCGACCAGGCCGGCCGUACGGCGCUCCACUUCGUCUCGGGCCUCGGCUCCGAGCAGUGCGUGAAGCUUCUAGCCGAAUCCGGCGCGGACCUCGACCGCCAGGACAACGGUGGCGGCCUGACGCCGCUGCACAUGGCGGCAGGGUAUGUAAAACCGGGCGUGGCGAAAACCCUUUUGGACCUCGGCGCCGACCCGGAAAUUGAGGACGACAGAGGGCUGACGCCGCUGGAUCUGGCGAGGCAGAUCCUGCAGGUGACUCCCAAAGGGAAUCCGCUACAAUUCGGGAGGAGAUUGGGGCUCGAGGCAGUGAUUAAAGUGGUGGAGGAAGGAAUGUUCGAGUACGCGGAGGUGCAGGAGAUAAUUGAGAAGCGCGGGAAAGGAGACGGCGCGGAGUAUUUGGUGCAGUGGAAGGACGGCGGCGAUCGCGAGUGGGUGAAGAAGGCGCUGGUCGCGGAGGAUCUGGUGAAGGACUUCGAGGCAGGGCUGGAGUACGCGGUGGCGGAGGCUGUGAUGGGGAAGAGAGUGAUCGACGGCGAGGAGGAGAAGAAGGAGUAUCUGGUGAAAUGGACGGAUAUCGAUGAUGCCACGUGGGAGCCCGAGGAGAAUGUUGACCCUGAUUUGAUCGUGGAGUUCGAGGCUCGGGAAGGGGCCGGCUCGGCUCCUUGAUUAGGUGGCCGUUUUGGGCCUUGGGCCCUGAUUGUCUUUAUAACCUAGAUUUUACUUGGGCUUUUAACACAUUUGAAACAAGGCCUAUUGGACUUGGAACAAUUGCUUGAUUAAUAUUCCCCCCCGUCCUUAGGCCCAUACAUUGACGAAAUCCAUUACGCUAGCGGAAACUAAUCAACAACAUACAUGAAUAGUUGAACAAUUUAGUUUUACUAUUAGUGCUUGAAAUCCAUAAACACAAAUAAAUAAGUGUGGACUAA
This is a messenger RNA of Linum trigynum, 1597 nucleotides long. Lineage: Eukaryota; Viridiplantae; Streptophyta; Magnoliopsida; Malpighiales; Linaceae. The record is from the annotation of a GenBank genome assembly.